CCGGCCCUGACCUGGCGUGUCAUUUCGUGGCUGCUUCCCUGGAGCGCCCGCUUCCCUCCCCUUCUCCCCCGCGAGAGUCAGGAGGCCGUCGGUGACCCCGAGAGAGCGAGGCCCUGGCGGCCCCACGCCCCACCUUCAGCUCGACUCCUCGGGUUGCCGGGCCCCAUGGCUCUCACGCUCCCCCCCUGAGCUCUCACCCUCUCUAAGGGUGGUGUAUAUCUCAGAAGCGCGAGCUUCCCUUCCCGUGCCUAGUGAGCCGGAUGGGGUACCCGUCCCGGGGAUCCCGCCCCCUGGGGCCGUCUGCCUCUCUGGACUCUGUGCACGCACGGUGAGAUGCAGGAGUCACCAGUUUUUAUUUUUGUUUUUGUUUUUUUUCGAGGCAGGAUUUCUCUAUUGUUUUGGAGGCUGUCCUGGAACUCGCUCUGUAGACCAGGCUGGCCUCGAACUCACAGAGAUCUGACUCCCGAGUGCUGGCAUUAAAGGAUUAGUUUCUAAUGUUUGUGUAAGACAAAAAAAAGAAAAGGAUGUCAUUCCGUAAAGUAAACAUCAUCAUCUGGGUCCUGGCCGUUGUUCUCCUCUUACUGGUUUUGCAUCAUAACUUCCUGAGCUUGAGUAGUCUGCUAAGGAAUGAAGUUUCAGAUUCAGGAAUUCUGGGGCUUCAGCCCAUAGACUUUGUUGCCGACAUUCAACAUCCAGUAAAUGGGAGACAAGAGGAGAUUCCUGUGGUCAUUGCUGCCUCUGAAGACAGGCUGGGUGGGACAAUUGCAGCCAUAAAUAGCAUCCAUCGUAACACUCGCUCCAAUGUGAUUUUUUACAUUGUUACGCUCAACAGUACAGAAGGCCAUCUCCGGUCCUGGCUUAACAGUGUUUCCCUGAAAAGCAUCAGGUACAAAAUUGUAAAUUUUGACACUAAACUUUUGGAAGGGAAAGUAAAGGAGGAUCCUGACCAGGGGGAGUCCAUGAAACCAUUAACCUUUGCAAGGUUCUACUUGCCAAUUCUGGUUCCCAGUGCAAAGAAGGCCAUAUACAUGGAUGAUGAUGUAAUUGUACAAGGGGAUAUUCUUUCUUUGUACAAUACACCACUGAAGCCAGGACACGCUGCUGCAUUUUCAGAAGAUUGUGACUCCACCUCUACUAAAGUCAUCAUCCGUGGAGCAGGGAACCAGUACAAUUAUAUUGGCUAUCUUGACUAUAAAAAGGAAAGAAUUCGUAAACUUUCCAUGAAAGCCAGCACCUGCUCCUUUAAUCCUGGAGUUUUUGUUGCAAACCUGACUGAAUGGAAAAGACAGAAUGUAACUAACCAGCUGGAGAAAUGGAUGAAACUCAAUGUAGAAGAGGGACUGUACAGUAGAACACUGGCUGGCAGCAUCACCACACCUCCUCUGCUUAUCGUGUUUUAUCAACAGCAUUCCACCAUUGACCCUAUGUGGAAUGUUCGCCACCUUGGUUCCAGUGCUGGAAAACGGUAUUCACCCCAGUUUGUAAAGGCUGCCAAGUUACUUCACUGGAAUGGUCACUUCAAGCCUUGGGGAAGAGCUGCUUCAUAUGCUGAUGUUUGGGAAAAAUGGUAUAUUCCAGAUCCAACUGGCAAAUUCACUUUAAUCCGAAGACAUGUGGAUACCUCAAACAUAAAGUGAACUACAAUUAAGCUAAAUGUUGCACUCAGGAAAUCCUGGAAGACACAUCAUAUGCGAAGUCAACAGUGUUAGGCUUAGGUCUCUCUGUAGCAGCCCACAGAAAAGGGGAGAGAUCACAAAUUGCUUCUAUAGCAGUCAGCUUCCCAGAUGACUAAAAUGUUUCCAUCUGCCUUACCAAAUGUUUGCUGGUUGACCUAAAGGGACAAACUGAUAAAACCAUCACUAGUUCAUUUAGCAGCUGUAGUUAGGAGGAACUGCAGCUUCACUUUAUUUUUGUAACAUGUGGCCCAGUUUGUAAAUAAAAUCUACCUUUUCCAAUAAA
Molecule: messenger RNA, 1959 nt
Organism: Mesocricetus auratus (golden hamster)
Lineage: Eukaryota; Metazoa; Chordata; Mammalia; Rodentia; Cricetidae
Gene: Glt8d1
Product: glycosyltransferase 8 domain containing 1
Exons: 10
Coding region: 525-1637 (370 amino acids)
Cellular component (GO): Golgi apparatus
Molecular function (GO): glycosyltransferase activity
Source: RefSeq, a predicted model, not a curated record